Molecule: messenger RNA, 1740 nt
Organism: Talaromyces stipitatus ATCC 10500
Lineage: Eukaryota; Fungi; Ascomycota; Eurotiomycetes; Eurotiales; Trichocomaceae
Product: biotin synthase, putative
Exons: 2
Coding region: 113-1300 (395 amino acids)
Biological process (GO): biotin biosynthetic process
Cellular component (GO): mitochondrion
Molecular function (GO): 2 iron, 2 sulfur cluster binding; biotin synthase activity
Source: RefSeq, a predicted model, not a curated record
UUGCUUUGUCUGCUUGUCCAGUGUUUCUUCCCAAUUCUGUUCAUAUAUUCCACACUAAGUUGGCGAGAACUUCACAGCGUCGUGUGGAAGCACAUACAUAACCAGACACGGAAUGGCGUCUUUAGUGUUUCGUCCACUGGCUCGGCCGGCAUUAAAUCGAUCCUAUAGCACUGUCCAAAGCGCGUCAACAUCAAUUGCUACAGGUGCCCUGGCAGCGCCAUGGACGUCCUCGACAACCCCAGCUGUCGUCAAAGACGCCACUGCCGCUCAAGCGCCUCGAACUAGUUGGACAAGGGAUGAAGUUCAGCAAGUUUAUGAGACUCCGUUGAGUCAAUUGACGCAUGCCGCAGCUAUAGUUCACCGUCGCUUUCAUGACCCUGCCGCUAUCCAAAUGUGCACUCUUAUGAACAUUAAAACGGGUGGCUGUAGUGAAGACUGUUCCUACUGCGCUCAAUCUUCUCGAUAUAGCACUGGUCUCAAGGCUACGAAAUUAUCGCCUGUCGAGGACGUCUUGCGAGCGGCUAGAAUCGCCAAGGAAAAUGGCAGUACUCGGUUUUGUAUGGGCGCUGCAUGGCGCGAUAUGAGAGGCCGAAAGACGAGUCUCAAGAAUAUAAAAGAGAUGGUCACUGGCGUGCGAUCAAUGGGAAUGGAGGUCUGUGUUACGCUGGGAAUGAUCGAUUCCGAACAAGCCAAGGAAUUGAAAGACGCUGGAUUGACAGCGUACAAUCAUAACCUUGAUACGUCGCGGGAGUACUAUCCGUCUAUCAUUACGUCACGCAGCUAUGAUGAGCGACUUCAAACACUUAGCAACGUUCGUGACGCUGGUAUCAAUGUAUGCUCUGGCGGGAUCUUAGGGUUGGGAGAGGCGGACUCGGACCGUAUCGGACUGCUGCACACUGUCGCCACCUUGCCCUCACACCCUGAGUCGUUUCCCGUCAAUGCUCUCGUGCCCAUCAAGGGGACCCCUCUGGGAGACCGUAAAAUGAUUUCAUUUGAUAAGUUACUUCGAACCAUUGCUACCGCACGUAUUGUCCUCCCUGCCACCAUCGUGCGACUUGCGGCUGGUCGUAUCAACCUGUCGGAGGAGCAGCAAGUGAGCUGCUUCAUGGCCGGUGCCAAUGCAGUGUUCACAGGGGAGAAGAUGCUUACGACAGACUGCAAUGGCUGGGAUCAAGACCACGAAAUGUUUCAGAGAUGGGGGUUUUAUCCAAUGAAGAGCUUUGAAGAUAAGGGAGGGAAGAACGAAAAGUCGGCCAUGAUUCCAGAAAGCGACAGUGAACUGGUCGCAGCGAGGCUAUAGACAUGUCGCGAGUCUACCGUAGUCGUACGAGUUCUAAAUAACGGGUGAAAUAGAAUUGAACUCUCCAACUAUAUGGACUUCUAAGGGCUUGGCCGUUGCAGACCUUAGUGCUCGUUAUUUUAACCAGAAAUGUUACAAUUUAGAUGAUGAUCCAAUACAGUUCCACCUGGGCAGUUGGACAUUGUGAAUGAAUCGAAACCUCAAUUUUCUUUUUUUAAUACUUACAAUCUAGAUAUCGGCUGAUGUUGCUCGACAGCCCAUUGUUUGAUUGUAUUCAACAACCUGUCCAUCUCCUGUCGUGUGUUACCAGCAUGCAAACAGACACGUACUCGCUCCCUUCCAAGGGGUACCGUUGGUGCCAUGAUCGGUCGAACAAGAAGUCCACGCUCUUGACAAUGCCGAGCAAGCUCUCGUGGGACUUUUGUUCGAACCGAGAAAAU